AUGUCUACGCUUUCGGCUACGAAUAAAUACGCUAGUAUCAAGUAUAUGAAGCCACUUUACGAGAAGCAUUGCAUAACCACGCGUACCCCGUCGCCACCGGGUGCCGCGCAGUCGCCGCCGCUACGCUUCGAGCGCAGCGCGCAACAGAUGUCGCCGCCCGUACACGGCAUAAAGCACACAUCCCAGAUACGUUCCCUUAUCGAUCACCGCGUCCACGGAACUGCGUUAUACUAC
Molecule: messenger RNA, 234 nt
Organism: Iphiclides podalirius (scarce swallowtail)
Lineage: Eukaryota; Metazoa; Arthropoda; Insecta; Lepidoptera; Papilionidae
Source: the annotation of a GenBank genome assembly